Molecule: messenger RNA, 4405 nt
Organism: Cylicocyclus nassatus
Lineage: Eukaryota; Metazoa; Nematoda; Chromadorea; Rhabditida; Strongylidae
Source: the annotation of a GenBank genome assembly
CGGUAAGCUUGUUCCAGGCGAUGUCUGAUGCAGAGAACGAAGUGGAGUGCCGUCGCUCAUCUCGCCGUCGAGAAAGUUCACGGCAGCAGACUCGCCGCAGUGCCCUGGAGGCUAUGAAAGAAGCUCGACGUAGUGGAAAAGUACACAGAGUAGAUCUGGACCAUCUGAUUACGAAUGUAUACGAAGAAGUGGAUGAGGACGAAUAUAAUGAAAUUGUACGGAAGCGACAAGCUGCAGAUUUCGUAGUCGAUGACGAUGGGAGCGGCUACGUGGAUCAUGGCGCUGACAUAUUUGAUGACGAGGAAGAGGAAGAAGAUGUGGAUGAUAGGAAGAGUAAAAAGAAGAAGAAAGAUAAAAAGGAUCCGUCGCAGAAGAAAGGUUUAGACAAUUAUUUUGCACCAGCAAUGGUUCGAGGGAAAGUCAAGGACGAUACCGAAGUGAAACUUGAUGUAGAUGAAGAUUUGAAAGACCUGCUAGCUGGACUGGAUGAUGAAGCACUUGAAAUGGAUUUCUCGGCAGGGCCAGAGCCUAUCCCUGCUCCUACUUUUUCAAGAAAUCCAUUCAAAAGAGAAGCAUCGCCGACUAUUGCUCCGCGCAAAGUGAAAGUAAUGAAGUUGUCAACUCCUGUUGCAAAAAGUGCGACGGCGAUGCCCACACGGUCGGCCAAAAGUGUUCCGCAAAAUUCCGUCAAGGCAGAAGUGCAAGCGAAUAUUGUUGACGAUGACGAUUAUGGGGCCCCAGAUUUGGACGAUUAUUAUGAACCUCCACCUACCGCUCCUGCAUCCAACCAUGAGGUCGACAAGGGCCCGACUGAAGUUGCUAGAACUAUUCAGAGAGAAGAAGUGAAGAAGGAAGUCAAAAAUGAGGUGGAAGAGAUGGAAGUUGAGCCGAUUAUCAAGGAAGUGGAGACGAAACCAACAACAGUCUCAGCAGCUCAAACAAUGCUUUCAGCAGCUGACUGGGAUGAUAGUCAAGAAAAAUGUGAAGAGCCAGCGGUGGAAGUAGUUGCUGGAUCCGAAGCUUUCUAUGUGAAGAAAGAUGGUCAACAAAUGAUUCGAAUGUAUUGGCUGGAUGCUUUCGAGGAUCCAGUCAAGCACGCUGGUACCGUAUAUCUCUUUGGUCGUGUGAACCUGAGCGGAAAUAAGUGGGCUAGUUGUUGCGUCACAGUCAAAAAUGUCUUCCGUCAAGUCUUCUUCCUGCCUAGAGAUACGAGGUUUGUAAGAGGAAACAGUACUAACGAACAAGUGAGAGAUGAAGAUGUGUUCGAAGAAGUGAAGAUAAUGAUGAAGCGGCACUGUGGAACAGCGUCUUUCAAGUGCAGGCAAGCUAAGAAACAUUUCAUGCAUGAUGGGACUAUCUCUGAAGAUCAUUGUGCCGAUGAGAUCAAAGUUAUUGAAGUACAAUAUGAUAGCAGUCAUCCAAAGUUGCCCACUGACUUGUCUGGCGAAACAUUCUCAGCUGUUUUCAAUACUACAACCACUGCGAUGGAACGACUCCUUGUCGAAAAGGGAAUGAUGGGCCCUGGAUGGGUAGAUUUUACUAACUAUGUCGAGGUGACAGCGAAGCAGUCCUACUGUGAUUAUGAGUUCAGCGUGGAUAUGGAAAGGAUGCGCAACCUUAACUAUAACACUGCAAUAACUCAAAUUGCGCCUCCUGUACGAAUGCUUGUACUCAAUGUUCUAACAACUUUGAAUGAUAAGAAGGAAAAUGAGAUCUGUAUGAUAUCAAUGUUAUAUAAUCCGGCUUGUAAUCUGAGUAAUCCUAGUACUGACCAGAAGGAUCUUCAUCGAUUAUGCAUGUUUACCAAACCGUACGGUGGUACCUUACCAUUCGAUAUCAAGGACCAGCUGAAUAGAAGAGGUUUAGCGGACAUAGUUCUCACUGCCGGAAAUGAAAAGGCUCUCUUGUCACUUUUCCUUGCUAAAGUACACAAGUAUGAGCCGGAUAUCAUCGUGGGACAUGAUCUGUCAGCUGCGAUAUCUGUUCUCGUAUCACGUAUGGAUAAACUGAAAGUGGCAAACUGGUCAAGGACUAGUCGACUGAAGCGUACAAUAAAUGUAGGAAAGGUGGCGCACAAUAAGGCCGGACAGUGGGAGUUGACUGCGGGUAGAAUGUUGUUGGACUCGAGGUUGUCAGCCAUGGAGCUGGUAAGAUCUCGCAGCUAUGAUCUCACCGAAUUAGUAAAUCAGCUGCUUGGUGUAAACAGAGAGAAUAUCUACGCCAAUGAAAUCGCAGCGAAGUUUAGUUCUUCGGCGCAACUUCUUAAUCUUAUCCAGUGGAGCUGGAUGGAUCCUUGGCUAUGUUUGAGGGUUGUGGCUCAGAUCAAUGCGCUGCAACUUGCUGUACAGAUCACAAACAUUGUUGGAGGAGUAACGUCCCGAACUUUGAUGGGAGGACGAGCAGAGCGUAACGAAUUUUUGCUACUGCAUGCGUUCAAUAAAGCGAACUAUAUAGCGCCGAACAAGUACCAGCCAUCAUUCAAGAAAGGAAAUCAAGAAAAAGUGAAGAAUGACGACGACGAAAAUACUGAAGAAAAUGAUGUUGAAGUAAAAUCCAAAAACAAGGCGCAGUACUCUGGUGGUCUAGUCUUGGAGCCGAAAAGAGGACUUUACGAUACGCUUAUUCUACUGCUUGACUUCAACUCUCUGUAUCCCAGCAUCAUCCAAGAAUACAAUAUCUGCUUUACUACCGUGUUCCACUUGAAGGAUGGUGAUGAUCUCCCAGACAUCCCGUCAUCCAGUUUGUCUGAGGGUAUCCUACCAUGUGAAAUUCGCGGACUUGUAGAGAGGCGCAGACAAGUCAAAAUGUUGAUGAAGGAAGCGCCCGAAGCUAAGAAGAAGCAGUACGACAUUCGUCAGAUGGCUUUGAAACUCACUGCGAAUAGCAUGUAUGGUUGCUUGGGUUUCAAACAGUCGAGAUUUUACGCGAAGCCGUUGGCUGCUUUGAUUACAUGCAAGGGUAGAGAGAUUUUGACGCAUACCAAAGAUCUAGUAGAGAAAUUAGGCUAUUCCGUGGUGUAUGGAGACACGGAUUCUAUCAUGAUUAACACUAAUAGCACGGAUCUGAAACAAGCGAAAAAGUUGGGAUUUGAGAUCAAACGCCAAGUCAACCAGUGUCAUCGUUUGCUCGAACUUGAACUCGACGGCGUUUUCAAGCGUAUGCUUUUGCUUAAAAAGAAGAAAUAUGCUGCGCUUACUGUAAAUCCUGACAAUGAACUGGACACCAAGAAAGAGCUGAAAGGGUUGGAUAUCGUAAGACGAGAUUGGUCGCAAUUGGCCAAGGAAGCUGGAAACGCCGUUGUGGACCUGAUACUUGAUCCAAAGUUGUCGCGGGAUGAGUUGGUGCUUGAGAUACACGAGUCGCUGCAAAAGUUGAGAGCGAGAUUGGAUAAGGGCGUGGAAUUGACGCUGUUUGAGAUCAGCAAGCAGCUGACUAGAAAUCCCAAAGAUUACCACGAGUUAAAGUCUCAGCCUCAUGCAGCCGUUGCCAUGCGAUUGAAUGAGACUGGAAAGUUUUCGCUGAGGCAAGGCGACAUCGUUGAGUACAUAAUUUGUGAGGAUGGCACCACAAACUCAGCCAUGCAAAGAGCUUAUCAUCGGACAGAGAUAGAAGCUAGGCCAGAACUGAAGAUCGAUCUUUAUUAUUAUCUUGCGCAACAAGUGCAUCCGGUUGUGUCGAGACUUUGCGCACCGAUAGAAGAAACUGAUGCUGUGAGAAUUGCCGAGGCAUUGGGUAUGGAUUCAUCGUCCUAUAGGCGCUCAGCCGCUGCGCAAGCGUCUGAUAAUGCGGCUGUGGAAGACGAAUUGGCAUGGCAGGAUACCACUAACUACGAUCUUUGUGAAGGUUUGAAGUUUACAUGCCCAUCAGUGGGCUGCGGAAAUGUAUUGGAAAUAAGGAAAGCAGUAGAGGAGCAGGAUUCCGUUUUCAAAUUGUCCUUGGAGACGUGCGAUAAAUGCGGAACAGAUUUAUCUCGAUACCCUUCAUACAUCUACAACAGAGUUGAAGAUGCGCUAAGAAGCUUCGUUGCUAAACAUCACAGCUCGUCUUUCAAAUGCGACGAUUCUGUGUGCGAGUUCCGUACAAGGACACAUCUGAUGAAAUGGUGCCGUGAAGGCCUUGAAUGCCCGAAAUGUGCUGGGGGUGUGUUGAGAAAGGAGUACUCUGGCAAGGAUUUGUUUGAUCAGCAAAUGUUUUUCAAACAAAUUCUUGAUGUACCAGCUGCAAUGCAAGAGUUAAAACCGGAGCAGAAACGCAGCAUACAGUCAAAACCUGGUUUCACAUCUACAAUGGCUUUGUACAACAAGCUAACAGCACUUGUUGGACGUUAUCUGGAGAAUAAUGCUUAUGGAAAAGUUGAUCUUGCUUGUAUAUUUGCACCCAUGUUAAAAAUAGAGUCGUAACUAAC